Leptosomus discolor (cuckoo roller) is the source of this 654-nucleotide messenger RNA. It is a transcript of the gene TNNI2, whose product is annotated as troponin I2, fast skeletal type. NCBI's taxonomy places the organism in Eukaryota, Metazoa, Chordata, Aves, Leptosomiformes, Leptosomidae. The record is from RefSeq and is a predicted model, not a curated record. Gene Ontology annotation, cellular component: troponin complex. Gene Ontology annotation, biological process: skeletal muscle contraction; cardiac muscle contraction.
GCCAGCGGGACACUCUGAUUUUCUCCUCCAGAUUUGGGGUCACAACCAUCUAAAGCAAGAUGUCUGAUGAUGAGAAAAAAAGGAGGGCAGCCACUGCCCGUCGGCAGCACCUCAAGAGUGCUAUGCUCCAGCUUGCUGCCACUGAAAUAGAAAAAGAAGCAGCUGCUAAAGAAGUGGAAAAGCAAAACUAUCUGGCAGAGCAUUGUCCUCCUCUGUCGCUCCCAGGAUCCAUGCAGGAACUCCAGGACCUGUGCAAAAAGCUUCAUGCCAAGAUAGAGUCAGUGGAUGAGGAGAGGUAUGACACAGAGGUGAAGCUACAGAAGACUAACAAGGAGCUGGAAGACUUGAGCCAGAAGCUCUUUGAUCUGCGGGGCAAGUUCAAGAGGCCGCCUCUGCGCAGGGUGCGCAUGUCCGCUGAUGCGAUGCUGCGGGCCCUGCUGGGCUCCAAGCACAAGGUCUGCAUGGACCUCCGAGCCAAUCUGAAGCAAGUCAAGAAGGAGGACACUGAGAAGGAGAAGGACCUCCGUGAUGUUGGUGACUGGAGGAAGAACAUCGAGGAGAAGUCUGGCAUGGAGGGCAGGAAGAAGAUGUUCGAGGCUGGCGAGUCCUAAGCACCCACCUCUCCACACCUCUCCUCCGCUCCCUCCUGUCCCC